This is a messenger RNA of Chrysemys picta bellii (western painted turtle), 1433 nucleotides long. It is a transcript of the gene EIF3M, whose product is annotated as eukaryotic translation initiation factor 3 subunit M. The record is from RefSeq and is a predicted model, not a curated record. Gene Ontology annotation, cellular component: cytoplasm; eukaryotic translation initiation factor 3 complex. Gene Ontology annotation, biological process: cytoplasmic translational initiation. NCBI's taxonomy places the organism in Eukaryota, Metazoa, Chordata, Testudines, Emydidae. Gene Ontology annotation, molecular function: translation initiation factor activity.
AGCGGACUCUGCGCUGUCCCGGAAGUGACGUACCACCAUCUUUCCGGUGCGGGUGGCGUGCUCUCUCCGGGCCAGCUAGUAGCGCCGUCGCGGCCAUGAGCGUCCCGGCCUUUAUCGAUAUCACCGAGGAGGAUCAGGCUGCCGAACUUCGAGCUUAUCUGAAAUCUAAAGGAGCUGAGAUCUCUGAAGAGAACUCUGAAGGUGGACUUCACAUUGACUUGGCUCAGAUUAUUGAAGUCUGUGAUGUAUGUCUAAAGGAAGAUGAUAAAGGUGUGACAAAAUAGAUAGCUGAUGUGACUGUCUUAUUUGAAAGGAUGUUGAAAGUGUAAUGAACAGUGUAGUAUCUCUGCUUCUUAUCCUGGAACCUGACAAACAAGAAGCUUUGAUUGAAAGCCUGUGUGAGAAGUUGGUAAAAUUUCGGGAAGGUGAGCGUCCAUCUCUGAGGCUGCAGCUGCUGAGCAAUCUCUUCCAUGGUAUGGAUAAGAAUACUCCUGUGAGAUACACAGUCUACUGCAGCCUUAUUAAAGUGGCCUCAGCAUGUGGUGCCAUUCAGUACAUUCCAACUGAACUAGAUCAGGUUCGAAAGUGGAUUUCUGACUGGAAUCUCAGCACAGAGAAAAAACAUACUCUUCUGAGACUGCUAUAUGAUGCACUGGUGGACUGCAAGAAGAGUGACUCUGCAGCCAAAGUAAUGGUGGAACUGUUGGGAAGUUACACAGAGGAUAAUGCUUCCCAGGCUAGAGUUGAUGCUCACAGAUGUAUUGUCCGAGCACUGAAGGACCCAAAUACCUUUCUCUUCGACCACCUUCUUGCCUUAAAACCAGUGAAAUUUUUGGAAGGAGAACUUAUCCAUGAUCUUUUGACUAUUUUUGUAAGUGCAAAAUUAGCAUCCUACGUCAAGUUUUAUCAGAACAACAAAGACUUCAUUGACUCGCUUGGCUUGUUACAUGAGCAGAAUAUGGCAAAAAUGAGACUACUUACUUUUAUGGGAAUGGCAGUGGAAAACAAAGAAAUCUCAUUUGACACAAUGCAGCAGGAACUUCAGAUUGGAGCAGAUGAUGUAGAAGCAUUUGUCAUUGAUGCUGUAAAGACAAAGAUGGUGAACUGCAAAAUUGAUCAGACACAGAGAAAAGUAGUUGUCAGUAACAGCACACAUCGGACUUUUGGAAAGCAGCAAUGGCAACAAUUGUAUGACACACUUAACUCCUGGAAACAAAAUUUGAAUCAUGUGAAAAACAGUCUCCUCAGUCUUUCUGAUACCUGAAUGUUGUGGUUUUUUUUUGUUUGCCUCAGAGCAGAUUCCAAAAACAUUCAAAACUUCAUUUUGACAACUUUUGAAGUUUUUUUUGUCUCCAAAAUAUGUGUAAUUGGUUUUAAGAAAUUAAAGACUCAACUAUGAGCUACAAAAGCAAUAAAAGUAAAAUGGGAAAACA